CCUUUAGCAUCCAACUAAGGAUGGCAAAAAUGGGCCUUUCUUCCUGCACGUUAAUGCUGACCGUUUCUCUGUUCUCUCAAGGUAUUCUACUUUCGGCAUCCAAGUCCAUAAGGAAUUUAGAAGACGACAUAGUAUUUAAUACAUUUAGGAUGGGAAAAGCCUUUCAGAAGGAGGAUACGGCAGAAAGGUCAGUUGUUGCCCCUUCUCUGGAACAAUAUAAAAACGAUGACAACGGCUUCAUGACUGAUGACGAGAACAAAAUUUCAAAGAACACAGGCUUCAAACAGAAUCUCAUAAGCCGUGGCCUGCCACUGAAUCUGGCUAUAAAACCUUAUCUUGCUCUGAAAGGAUCCGUAGCUUUUCCAGCUGAGAAUGGAGCUCAGAACACUGAGUCAACACAAGAAAAGAGAGAAAUUGGGGAUGAAGAAAAUUCAGCUAAAUUUCCUAUAGGAAGGAGAGAUUUUGACAUGCUCAGGUGCAUGCUGGGAAGAGUCUACCGGCCCUGCUGGCAAGUCUGACAGCUGCUGGUCCAUGCCACCCUUUCCAACGGCUCAUUCCAAGUGGAGAGAAAAGCCCUUAUGUUGAUAUGACUGUUUUAUCUGAAGUGUCUGCUUUACAAGAAAACUACUUAAGAUAUGUAAUAAUCGACAUGAUAUGCUUUGACUUGUGCAUUAAACUUCAUAAAAGUUCUGCAUAAUUCUGACUUACUGGUG
Molecule: messenger RNA, 713 nt
Organism: Acomys russatus (golden spiny mouse)
Lineage: Eukaryota; Metazoa; Chordata; Mammalia; Rodentia; Muridae
Gene: Pmch
Product: pro-melanin concentrating hormone
Exons: 3
Coding region: 21-518 (165 amino acids)
Biological process (GO): behavior; chemical synaptic transmission
Molecular function (GO): type 1 melanin-concentrating hormone receptor binding; melanin-concentrating hormone activity
Source: RefSeq, a predicted model, not a curated record